ACAACUGUGCUUCGUGAAAUAUUCUCUUUGCUGUGAUGAAUCUUACCUACCCAUGGUCUUGCAAGGCAAUGAAGCAUCAACCAUCAAGGCCAUCGUUCUUCAUAUACUGCUGUGUCUCCUCAUUUUCUAUGCAGUGUAUUACAUGACUGGGAGCAUUUGCUGUGGAGCGUUCAGGAUCAAUACCUUUGGCCUGCGGAUCCCUUUUGAAUUUAAAAUGGAGCCGUCUUUCUUAAAUCCCAACUAUCUGGCCAACACACUGGCCUUGGAGCUCACCUUUUUCACCAGCGGCUUGCUCUUUGCUGUAUUGUUGCGACGGUGGGUCUGGGAUUACGCCACCACUGUCACCUUGGCCCACGUCCUGUUGACCUUUGCGGUGAUGGAAGAAUUUCCUCUGGUUUGGCAGUGGUGGCUGGCACUUGCCAGUGGCCUCUUCCUUAUGAUCAGCAGUGGUGAACUGGUGACCUAUCUCGCUUGCUCUGAUGCCAACAACCUCAGCAGGGGCAGUUUUUUAGAGCUUGCGCUGAAACUAUAA
Elgaria multicarinata webbii is the source of this 532-nucleotide messenger RNA. RefSeq names its product putative transmembrane protein 244. The transcript is spliced from 6 exons. NCBI's taxonomy places the organism in Eukaryota, Metazoa, Chordata, Lepidosauria, Squamata, Anguidae. The record is from RefSeq and is a predicted model, not a curated record. Bases 53 to 532 code for a protein of 159 amino acids.